Messenger RNA from Solanum verrucosum, 1155 nucleotides. RefSeq lists its product as uncharacterized. Gene Ontology annotation, biological process: SCF-dependent proteasomal ubiquitin-dependent protein catabolic process. The coding region runs from base 1 to 1155 and encodes 384 amino acids. The transcript is spliced from 4 exons. Gene Ontology annotation, cellular component: SCF ubiquitin ligase complex. The record is from RefSeq and is a predicted model, not a curated record. NCBI's taxonomy places the organism in Eukaryota, Viridiplantae, Streptophyta, Magnoliopsida, Solanales, Solanaceae.
AUGGUCUCUAUCACCAAUGGUCUACGACUCCAUUUGUCUGUAAUACAUCACGGUACAUUAUCUAAACUCAUUCACCGAUUUCCUCAUCUUAAUUCCAUUGAUCUGAGCAAUUUCGAUGGUGAUCUUGAGCUUAUUCUCUUUACUAUUGCCAAGUAUGUACCCAAUCUAGUACGACUUGACUUGUCUAAACACAGUUUUUUACCCAUAGAGGGGUUGAAGGAAUUGGGGCGUAAAUUAAAUGGUUUGAAAUGCAGAAAUCUCACAUCAAUUAGAGACUCUUGUUUGUAUGUUAUAGCAGAGUCGUUUCAGUUUUUGGAAGAGCUAGACAUUAGGUAUCCAAGAAACCCUAGUUUUCUAAAUCGUCACGAAUUGUUUGUGACUGAUUCUGGGAUUGAGGUUUUAUCUGUUAAUUUGAGUAAGAUUAAUGUUUCUGGGAAUUCAGGGAUUAGUGAUCGGUCUAUGUGUCCAAUAUUCCAAACAUUGGAUGCUUUAAGGACACUUGAAGUUUCUGAACCAUGUAUGGAAGUUUAUUGGAAACUUAAAGUUUCUGACUUCACUAUUUCGGAUGAAUUCCUUUUCUUGGUAGCCAAAACUUCUCUCCCUCUGCAGAGGUUUUCGCUUUGUAGGUGUGGAAAUGUCACAUUAUCCUUGUAUCUCUUUGUUUCUCUAUUGCAUGUAUUGAAUUUGACCAUUUCCACCUUCUUCACGCUUGCAAGAAAUUGUCCUUCAUUAGAAACAGUUAAAUUGGACCAUAUUAUUGGUUGCGAGAUGAUAGAUCUUAAUGAUACUGAUUUGGGGGAGAAAGAUUAUUUUCAUAAUGGUGUGAAGAACACGAGAAUCAAGACUGUUAGUUUGAAAUUUGCAUCACAUAUAGGAAUAGGCGCUGAACUGCCUAAUCUUCGGGCAGCAUUAAGUGAUGAAGGCCUGGCCAUGAUUGGUAGCCGAUGUCCUCCCCUAUUGAAGUUGAACUUGGAAGACUGUAAAGGAGUGACAGCAGAAAAUUGUACAUCAUUGAGAGAGAUAAACUUGAAGAGAUGUCAUCAAGUCUCUGCCUCUUCGUAUAGUGUGCUUUCGUCUUCAUCACUGAAGCCAGUUUUUCCUCCCAGUUGUAAUGAUCUUUAUAACGGCUUGAGGGGAUUUUCCUUGCACAAUUGA